UGAAAUCUUACCUCAUCGACUCCUCCGUCGUCUUUUUACGAAGACUGGACUCUUUGAGUUUCUUCCCCAAAAGGGUACUACUUGCAUUGCAGACAAUUUCUCGAACAAGAAGCGAAGAAACAAAAAUGUCCGGAGGAAUUGCGCGUGGACGUCUCGCGGAGGAAAGGAAAGCCUGGAGGAAGAACCAUCCUCAUGGUUUUGUGGCUAAGCCGGAGACUCUCCCUGAUGGCACAGUUAAUUUGAUGGUGUGGCAGUGCAUUAUCCCUGGCAAGGCUGGGACUGAUUGGGAGGGUGGUUUUUACCCUCUAACAAUGCACUUUAGUGAUGAGUAUCCCAGCAAGCCACCGAAGUGUAAACUCCCGGGAGGUUUCUUCCACCCUAAUGUAUACCCUUCUGGAACAGUUUGUCUUUCAAUCCUUAACGAAGAUAGUGGUUGGCGCCCGGCAAUUUCAGUGAAACAGAUAUUGGUUGGCAUUCAGGACUUGCUGGAUCAGCCGAACCCUGCAGAUCCAGCGCAAAAUGAGGGCUACCAUCUGUUUAUUGAGGAUAGUGUCGAGUACAGGAAAAGAGUUCGCAGCCAAGCCAAGCAGUACCCGCCUCUUCUAUAAUUCGGAUAAUCGCCUAGUCCCGAAAGCAUCAGAGGCUUUUCUUAACCCAUUCUGUUCUUCUCUUCAAGUGUAAGAAAAAACACCAAAUAGUAGGUAUUCUUCAUCUGUGUUGGAUUGUGUUUCUACCUAUCUCACAAAAAAUAUGACUUUUACUACUUUCCUAGUGUGAAAGAGAAAGGGGAAUAUUA
Molecule: messenger RNA, 796 nt
Organism: Andrographis paniculata
Lineage: Eukaryota; Viridiplantae; Streptophyta; Magnoliopsida; Lamiales; Acanthaceae
Product: SUMO-conjugating enzyme SCE1-like
Exons: 5
Coding region: 126-608 (160 amino acids)
Biological process (GO): protein sumoylation
Cellular component (GO): nucleus
Molecular function (GO): SUMO conjugating enzyme activity
Source: RefSeq, a predicted model, not a curated record